Molecule: messenger RNA, 742 nt
Organism: Cryphonectria parasitica EP155
Lineage: Eukaryota; Fungi; Ascomycota; Sordariomycetes; Diaporthales; Cryphonectriaceae
Product: gated mechanosensitive channel
Exons: 4
Coding region: 1-576 (191 amino acids)
Biological process (GO): intracellular water homeostasis; monoatomic ion transport
Molecular function (GO): mechanosensitive monoatomic ion channel activity
Source: RefSeq, a predicted model, not a curated record
AUGAGCAGGAUAAGUCUUCCACGGCUCAUUGACGUCCAGGAAGAGGAGUCUCUUAUCGAGUAUGGCACUCGCAAGACACGCCGCAUGAUCGAUGGUUUCAUGGACUUUGCCACCCAAGGAAAUAUUCUCGAAAUCGCCUUUGGUCUAAUCCUCGCCCAAGCCUUCACCACAGUCGUGACAUCCUUUGUUUCUGAUAUUCUCCUACCACCACUGUCCGUUAUCCUGCCGCUCAAUGCCAAUCUGGACCUCAAGUUCGCCGUCCUGCAGCCUGGCCCCAACUACCUGCGCUGGGGCGGGUACAACACCAUCGAGCAGGCCCAGGACGAUGGAGCCGUCAUCAUGGCUUACGGCGUCUUCCUCAACAAAACAAUCAACUUCAUCGGCCUGGGCCUGGCCCUGUACAGCCUCGCCAGCUUCUACGAAUACCUCAGCAGCGAUCCCAUCGUCAAGCGCACGGUCAAGUGCCCGUACUGCAAGAAGCAUAUCAACGAAAAGGCAAUGAGAUGUGUGAAUUGCACCAGUUGGCUGGAUGGACGAGAGAAUCGUGUGCAGGUCCAGAGCCUCCUGUCACCGUGACGGCAUCAGCUGGGUUUAUAGUGGCCUAUAGCAUGUAGGGACUCGAGUGCGUAGGUCUACACUCUAGGAUCAAGGUGGGCGCGGCGGAGAGACACAGAUACGCCAUUCCAUACUUCACCAUCAUGUUGAGCAUAGCGGGUAGAAGCUAGCAUUGUUUAUUUUUUCC